Polistes dominula (European paper wasp) is the source of this 2216-nucleotide messenger RNA. RefSeq names its product Ki-ras-induced actin-interacting protein-IP3R-interacting domain olf186-M (gene olf186-M). The record is from RefSeq and is a predicted model, not a curated record. Gene Ontology annotation, molecular function: signaling receptor binding. Lineage: Eukaryota; Metazoa; Arthropoda; Insecta; Hymenoptera; Vespidae.
AUGUGUGUGUGAUAUUAACAAGUGGCUGUUACAAGCUCAGUUAGUAUGCGCGACGCAAAUCGUUUGAAGAACAUAACAAAGUUCAUAAACGUGUUUUAAAAAGCACGUUAAUUUAUUACAAAAACAAUGUAACAUAUAGAUAAUAUUAUUCAAGAGAUAUGGACCCAGGUAUAAUUUAACACAAUUAGAUCUUCUGGACGUAAUAAGAUAUUGUUGAUUGAUAAAAGUAUAGGGAAAGAAACAAUUGUAAAAGUAACUGAUUGGUUACGUGGAAUGUGGGAAAUGAGACGUCGUAAUAGCCCGGUUCAACAAUGGGUCGACUCAAUACCCUCGCCUUUAAAAUCAAAUCUACCUGUUUCGAUAGACGUUAAGCCUAGCACUUCUGCAACACCAACGCCAGCUAAAGACAUUCCGCUUUUGAAAGGCAACUAUUCAAAGCUACCGACAAUGACUGUAUCAGCUCCUAUCAACGUGCCUAGCACACCAGCAAUCAAUAAUAUGUCUAGAAUACCUAGUUCUCUUCCUCAUGCUAGACUUGCACGAGAUCAGAGUUUUCAAUCGGACAGUAGUCAUUGCAGUAGUAUAGAAAGUUUGUUAGAACUGAGAAAAGCAGAUCCCGAAGCUGUUUUAUUUAGUCUUGGAUUCGGAGGUUGUUCCAAUAGUCCUCAAGAAAGCGGCCCGUUGUCUCGUAUACCUAAAAGGUUCUUACAGCCAUCUAAAUUAAAAGGAAUUGCUAUUAAUGACUUUGUUAAACAACAACAAGAAACAAGCGAAUCUUUUGAUUCCGUAUCUUUAGGAUAUAGGGGUCUAACAGGUUCGCCAUAUGUAGCACCAUCUGAAAUAGUCCAAAAAAUCAUGGAACGAUUGCGCGAACAUGAGUCACAUGAAAUGGAUGCAUGUGCAAUAUACAAUGCUUAUGAACAAUCCAACAAGAUGUAUCCGCAAUCUAGACAUUCCGUAUUAUCGCCAGACAACAGACAAUUUUUGGAGCAGCCACGGUCAAAAAGUCCUGAUAUGCGCAAUAAGCGUAUGAUUAUUGGACAAAAGUCUUUUGCUUUUGGACACAAUGGAGAUUUAAUUGAAAUAUGCGUACCAAAUGCAAAAGAAAUAUCCAACGAAAAAGAGGAUAAUUAUUGUACUAUUAACGAUAUUUCUAAAUUAAGAGAAUUAAAGGGAAUUCAUAUGAAGACAGAAAAAUCAUCCACUAAAAAAUUAGAUGAUGAAUCUAUUAAAAGAAAGUUAUCCGAUCAAUUUAACGAUAGUACGGAAUCUUAUGAAACCGACGAAUCAGUGUCGCAGCCAAGUAAUUACUUCAAUGACCAAAUAAAUGUUAAUAUGAAAUGUAAAGUAGAAGAUAAAGAAAAGUCCAAAUCGAUAGCUACUAUAACUGAAAAAGACGAUGACAUUCCUUUUAAAUAUGGUGGUAUUCGACGUGCUAGCGAAGGAUUCGACGAAGUUAGUUUAGGAGAGAAUAAUUUCAUUCCAGAUGGUAGAAGAUUUAGUGAUAGUAUAAUUAUUAAAAAUCAGAUUAACGAAGGCCUACUAAAUAGAAGAAAAAGUUUAAAACGUCAAGCAAGAGUAAAUGAGUUUGAUGGCGAUAAUUUCUACAGUUCCAGUCCAAUAGUAUUUAAAGAUAAAAUCGUACAAGAUAAAACAUCUGAAUCUGACUUGACACCCGACUUAUAUGCAACAUCUAAAAAGAUAACAAACAUUAAAGAAUUAAAUUUAGAAUCUACCCAAGAAGUCGAGUGUUUGAGUCAAGAAAAAGUCAACGAAACUUAUGGUCCAUUUAAAAGUUACAAAUACGCCCCAAGUGUAAGCACAAAUACCUCAAGUACAUCAUCAUCUACAACGAGUGUAUUAAAACCAACAAAAGGUACUAAAUGUUGUAAAAAGAAAAAUCCAGCCUGCGAUUGCAAAGAAAAGUUAGAUUCAAUUUAUAAAGCUGAAGACAUGCACGGGGAAUGUUACUGUCAAUUCGAUGACAGCAAAUGUUGGGAGAAAGUAGAAAAAAUAAUGGAAGAAAAUAAAAAAUUAGAAGAUAUCGUAGCUAAGAGCAGAAUAGAAAUGGCAGAAAUCCGUGACAUGUUAAAUAGCGUUUUAUCCGUUAGAAUGGAACCUGGUUUUUAAUAUAGAAUCAUUGGAAAAGCUACUUAAAUGAAUUUUCAGAAAGUAUUAAUGAUUUAAUAGAUGCUAUUUACUUAACUGCAUUAAAA